AGGUUCAUGGAUUGCUGUAUGUUGGAGAUGAUAGUGGAGGCUUCGCCGACGAUCUGAAUCUGUCGGAUGAGGAGUACGAUGAGCUUUUGUGCCGUUGGACAGCUCUGAGCUCAUUCUUCCCCUUCGCCCGCAAUCACAUCUGCCUGGGAAGCGUCAGAGUGCAUCAGCCAUGGGAGAGUCCGAACGCAGCUAUUGCUGCGCGAAAUGUACUCAGACUCCGCUACGAGCUGCUGCCGUACAUAUACACUCAGUUCGCGCGCGCCCAUCUAGCCGAAAUUGGGAUGAUAAUUCGAGCCUUAUACUUCGACCACAUCGAUGACGAGACAGCGCGGGAUGUGCAAGAUCAAUUUAUGUUUGGGCCAGCCAUCAUGGUAGCUCCGAUAAACGCCUAUCAGCAGACAUCGCGUGCCGUGUACUUUCCGAAGGGGUGUCAAUGGUACAACUGGUUCAACGGUGCUAUAAUGAGCGAAUGCGGAGGGACCUCGGCCAACGCGAACAGCAGUAUCGAGGAUGAUACCAUCAUCCCUCUGUUUGGAAAAGGUGGCCAGGUGGUCGUUACUCAGGAAGCGAGGCUCACUACAAAAGCUUGUCGAGAAACACCUGCUACCCUGACUAUCAUGUACGAUUCGUCAAAUGCUGAAGGUGUUGCAACCGGUGAGUUGUUUUGGGAUAACGGCAACCAACGGCAACUGAAAACCUACGUCCGAACAAAGUAUACUGCCGGGGAAAUGGGUUUCCGUGCCGAGGCCACAGCCACCGGCUAUAAAGACACAUUACCACCAAUCCAUACCUUGAGAGUUUACGGCCUUGGUCGGGUACCGUCGUCAGUUCUACUAGCUGUGGAAGACCAUAGCCCCAAAACACAGCCAAUUGUGUCACAAAACGCUGAAACCGGAGCCAUCAUUAUCGAUCUCAAGUCAUGUGGUUUGAACUUAUCGACUAGUUUUGAAAUGAGCUUUGUGCACUAAGAAUACGGUACAUUUUAUCGUAUAAUUUAGGCGAAUUCAGUUGGUCGGGAAUUUGUAAUAUCAUGUGAUGAUUUCAUCCCCUAGUUGCUCAGAGAGAAUGUGGAAGUCCGAUGUUGUUGAAAUCGUAAAGCUAGAGACCGCUCGUUGCCCUUGUGGCAACUCAGAUUGCAAACAGCGCAAAGCUUGUCUAACUUAGAAAAUAAGACGCGGAUUUUUUUAUGCAUGUAUUUUUUUUUGUUUAUAUAUAGAUUGGCACAAAGCACAUUCUUACAAAAAUGUGUGGGAAAUACAACCUCAAGUAAACAUACUAGCAUGUUUUUGUUUUGUUUUUUUGUUUUUCCACACAUUAUUGUAAGAACGUGCUUUGUGCUAAUCAUUAUUG
Messenger RNA from Sphaeroforma arctica JP610, 1350 nucleotides. RefSeq lists its product as hypothetical. Gene Ontology annotation, biological process: carbohydrate metabolic process. NCBI's taxonomy places the organism in Eukaryota, Ichthyosporea, Ichthyophonida. The transcript is spliced from 8 exons. The record is from RefSeq and is a predicted model, not a curated record. The annotation marks the transcript as partial. Gene Ontology annotation, molecular function: hydrolase activity, hydrolyzing O-glycosyl compounds.